Zymoseptoria tritici IPO323 is the source of this 321-nucleotide messenger RNA. RefSeq lists its product as uncharacterized. The transcript is spliced from 2 exons. Lineage: Eukaryota; Fungi; Ascomycota; Dothideomycetes; Mycosphaerellales; Mycosphaerellaceae. The coding region runs from base 1 to 321 and encodes 106 amino acids. The record is from RefSeq and is a predicted model, not a curated record.
AUGAUUCGGACUCCAGCGACUCCGACCCCUACGACCAGCGUGACGAUCGCCGUCGUGAUGACCGUCGAGAUGACCGCCGAGGUGAUCGCCGUCACCUUCCGCACCGAGGACACCGACGUUACGACCUACGACGACCUGCUCCGCUCUACCAUUAAGACCGACAAAAAUGUGUAUUGGCCGGACAAGUUUAACAACACCGCUGACGGACCAAGCUACAACGAGUGGCUCCGCGGCAUAGAAGCCAAGCUUGGAGUUACGACCUUCCGUUUAGUAGCAGUCGCUGUCUUAUUUGUCCAUUUACGCACCGCCGGUGAUCCCUAG